AGCUGAUGCUUUCUAAGGGGCGCGGCACAGGCACUAACUGUAGCCUAAUGGGCUGUCGUGCAUUUAACCGAAGUUUUCGUUUUCUUUUCUAACCCGGCUGUAACUUUGGUGUGGACCCAGCACAAUGAGCUGACUGUUGUCCUGUAAAUAUGGAUCAGAUAAAAGAAGCCAGGGUGCCGUGCUCCAGCCUCCUCACCUACCACAGAGAGCUGCUCGUGACCAGGCUGAGCAGCAUUCAGUGCAUCCUGGACAACCUGUUCGCCUGUGGCUUCUUCUGUCAGGAGGAUGUCGAGAUUGUUCAGCAAACUGCCACCAAGGCUGAUCAGGUGCGCAAAGUCCUGGAGCUCGUCCAGUGCAAAGGGGAGGAGGCCUGUGACUAUUUCAUCUUCAUAAUUUAUAAAGUAUGUGAUGCAUACAUAGACCUGCAGCCAUGGCUGCAAGAGAUCAACUACACCCCAAGUGAAGAUGUAGCCGUGAUGAAGGUGGUUAACACUGAUCCAAUCAGCAGAUACUGUGAGAAGUUAAGACACGACAUGAGCCGGGACACCAGCUUCAUCAUGUCCUACGGCCAGCAAGAGGAGGCGCGGCUGGAGGACCUCUACACGGACACUGUGAUGGAACUGCUAAACGACUGCAACGAGAGCCUGGGCUUCUUAGAGAGUGUGGACCAGCUCCUGGGAGACCACGCAGCUUUCAACCCCCAAGGUGAAAUCAUCUACGUAAUGGGGGACGCUGGCGUGGGAAAAUCCAUCCUUCUCCAGAAGCUCCAGAACCUCUGGUCCGUAAAAGAGUUGCAGACGGAUGCCGUCUUCUUCUUUAAGUUUCGCUGUAGGAUGUUCAGCACCUUCAAGGACGCAGAACAAAUCUCCCUCAGAGACCUUUUGUUCAAACACAACUGCUACCCAGAUCACGAUCCAGACAAUCAAGUGUUUGAUUACAUCCUGCGCUUCCCGGAGAAAGUCGUCUUUACCUUCGACGGCUACGAUGAGAUUCAGGAGGACGUCGACCUGAUGAACCUGCCUGAGGUGGUUUCACCGGAGGAUAAGGCCAACCCGCUCCAGCUGCUUAUCAGCUUGCUCUGUGGGAAAUUACUCAAGGGCUCUCAAAAGGUGCUGACGGCCCGGACAGGGAUUGAGAUCCAAAGCAGGGUGAUCAGAAAGAAGGUGGCUCUGCGUGGCUUCUCCCCAGAUCACCUGAAGACCUACACUGAUUUGCACUUUAAGGAGCAGGAGCACCGAGAGCUGGUGUCCAUUCAGCUGGAUGCCAGCCCCCACCUCUGUGGACUGUGCUCCACCCCGCUCUUCUGCUGGAUUGUAUUCAAGAGCUUUGGACACCUGCACACGAUGCACGACAGCUUUCAUCUGCCCGAAACCUGCAUCACGCUCACCGACAUCUUCCUCCUGCUGUCCGAAGUGUUCCUCAGUCGCUCUGCCACACCUGCUCCGUCUUUGCUGAAGAAAAGCACCCGCUGCACCUCGGAGACGUUCAAAGCAGGGCUCAGGCCUCUUGCUGUGUUCGCCAAGCUGGCGCUGCAGGGGAUGGAGAGAGGCAGCUUCAUUUCCAGCCAAGAGGAGAUCAGCGAGUGCGGUGUGAUGGAGGAAGAUCUGACCCUCGGCUUUCUCAGACCUGUGAGUGAGGAGGAUGCCAGCGGGAGCUCCGCUACCUUCGAGUUCCUCCACGUCACCCUUCAGUCUUUCCUGGCGGCUUUUGCUCUGGUGUUGGACGAGCAGGCUGCUGCCAGCUCCAUCCUCAAGUUCUUCACAGAGUGCAGCAGGAGAAGGAAGGUGUCUUGUCUGCCUCUUGAUUCCUGCAUAAGUAGCUCUUCAAAGCCCAGCGAAAAGAAGCCGUUUGCAACCAACGAACACCUGCAGUUCACCAACCUGUUCCUGUGCGGCCUGCUGUCCAAGAGUCAGAGAGGCUUGAUGGGACAUCUGGUGUCACCCGUCUUACUGAAGAAGAAACGGGCCCUGCUGAAGUCGUACCUGUCCACUAGUGUCAAGUUGCACCUGCGUGGCUUACCCCACCACGACGGCCAGGAAGGCAAGAAAGUUCACGUCUUGCCCAACUUCCUGUGGAUGCUGAGGUGCAUAUUCGAGACGGGAAGCAAAGACAUCGCUCAGAUGACGGCGAAAGGCAUCACGGCCGGCUUCAUCAAGCUGGGUUACUGUAACGUGUACUCGGGUGACUGCACCGCCCUGAACUUUGUGCUGCAGCACCGUCAGAAACUCCUGGGGCUCGACAUGGAUAACAACAACAUCAGCGACUAUGGGGUGAAGCAGCUCAAGCCUUCCUUUUGCAAGAUGACCGUAGUGAGACUGUGUGUGAAUCACCUGUCCGACAGCAGCAUUGAGAUUCUUGCAGAGGAGCUGUGCAAACACAAGGUUGUGGAGGUUUUGGGGCUUUACAACAAUAACAUCACAGAUGUUGGAGCCCGGCUUGUUGCUCAGAUCAUCGAAGAAUGCCCCAAACUGCGAGUUCUCAAGAUUGGUAAAAACAAGAUCACCAGUGUUGGUGGGAGGCAUCUGGCCAGCGCCAUAAAGAAGAGCUCGUCAAUAUUCGACGUUGGGUAA
Molecule: messenger RNA, 2570 nt
Organism: Neolamprologus brichardi
Lineage: Eukaryota; Metazoa; Chordata; Actinopteri; Cichliformes; Cichlidae
Source: RefSeq, a predicted model, not a curated record